CCACUCCAGUGGCGGAGGAGCAAGCAAAACAAAAUCGUGUACUGCUGGCUUUUGUACGGAAAAUUUCCCAAUUGCAAAUAAUGACUCCGCAAAGUGAGGUGUAUUAGCACGGAGGAAAGUACCACAAGCAAUGUGUAGAGUGUAUUUGUUGAAGUGUUCUUGUUUUUAUUGACAAUUUUCGUACGAAAAUAAGGAAAUUAAAAUGGCGGAUCAUCCAAAUUUGUCAAAUCGCUCGAGAUUUACCAAAAUGGAUUUCAGUCCUAACGCCAAUCCCGUCGAAAGCGAGAGACGGCGCCAAAUGCUGAAGCUCAGUUUCCAGCAGGAUGCUGUGAAACCCGUGAAGCCCACACCGUUGCCGGACAGAACGAGAGAUAGGAUAAAGCUCCAGGCGACGGGGAAGCUGCAGCUGACGCCCGGCGAGGAGUACGAUUUCACGUCCGAGGACCUCCAGGACUUGGGUGAAAUCGGACGGGGUGCCUUCGGAGCAGUAAAUCAGAUGAUUUUCAAGCGUACCAACACUGUGAUGGCUGUGAAGAGGAUUCGGUCCACCGUGGACGAGCGGGAGCAGAAGCAGCUCCUCAUGGAUCUCGAAGUGGUGAUGAAGUCCAAUGAGUGCAACUACAUUGUGCAAUUCUACGGGGCGCUCUUCAAGGAGGGCGAUUGCUGGAUUUGCAUGGAGUUGAUGGACACUUCACUGGAUAAGUUCUAUAAAUUCAUCUGUGAGCGACAGAAUCAGCGGAUUCCUGAGUCCAUUCUGGCCAAGAUAACUGUGGCCACGGUGCAGGCGCUCAACUACCUGAAGGAGAAGCUUAAGAUCAUCCAUCGGGACGUGAAGCCGAGCAAUAUUUUGCUUCAUUCGCGUGGUGACAUUAAACUAUGUGAUUUUGGCAUUUCUGGGCAGCUAGUCGACUCAAUUGCGAGAACUAAAGACGCCGGAUGCCGGCCCUACAUGGCUCCUGAACGGAUAGAUCCGCAGCGAGCGAAGGGUUACGAUGUGCGGAGUGAUGUGUGGUCAUUAGGAAUAACACUGAUGGAAGUGGCCACUGGGAAAUUCCCUUAUCCCAAGUGGGGAUCAGUUUUUGAGCAACUCUACCAGGUCGUCCAAGGAGAGCCGCCCAGUUUGACUACAUCCUACAAUGGCAUGGAGUUCUCAGAGGAGUUUGUAGCUUUUGUAAAUACAUGUUUAAUUAAGGACGAAAGCAAUCGCCCCAAGUACAGCAAAUUGCUCCAGCAUCCCUUCAUUCAGCGCGGCGAGCGGAGUCACACGGACGUGGCGGCGUACGUGAGUGAUGUCCUGGAGUCAAUGGCCAACAAUGGCAUCACACCGUUUACCACCAAUCAGCCGGCCGAGUGCUGGAACAUAGAAUGACUGGGAGCGGCUCUCUCGCCAGUGCGAUAGAAGAGGCCACAGUGUGAAGGGGUGAGGGACGUUUGGUGGGUCAUCCUUUCGGUUGCGGGGGCGUCUAUUAUCUAGGAGUUCUACUAUAAACUAUAGAAAAGAGAAGCAAGAGUUCAGUAAUGUACACACAUUUAAAAAACACGGUUUUCUCUCCCAUUCAAUGACGCAGCAGCAUGCAGUUUAAUGAGAGUGAUUUGAUAUAUAGUGAGAACAAUUAAAUAAACACCUUACACCAAUUUAGAGGUACAUAUAAAAAAUAGCUAUUGUAAUCUUUCAAAGAUAACCUUAAUAGAAAUUGAUGAGAGAACAUAAAGAAAAAAAUACACACAAACACACUUUGAAUUUGAAGGUAAAAAUUAAAAGUAACAAGACAUUAAAGUAGAUUCGAAGCAUUCGAAGAGAAGAAAAGAGAGAUUAAGAGUUAAACAAACUAUAAUGUGGACAAAUGCAUUGCAAGAAAUGUUGCUAGAUAUAAUUUUCACAAAUUGGUUUCAUAUAGACACUCCUACUCUAGCGUGUAUCCUCUCGAGGACUAUUUCCUCGGGAAUUUAAAUUCACAUAACAUGUGUAUCUUUACCAUUCUUUUGCUCUUUAUCAUUAUAAUUCUGUGCAUUCAAUCUUUCCGUUUCCAAAAUGACUUCCUUCUGAACAAUCUUGUGAAGAAUUGUCAGAGAUGAAACUGCAAAUUCUCCAGUUUAUCAUGAAAGAAGAAAAUGAAGAAAGAAAAAUGCAAUAAACCUUACUUAAUAGACAAAGAACUGAGUUGAUAGAAGAUACGUUUUGAAAAGUCAGAGGUGAACAGACGAAAAAGAAAAAGAAUAAAAUAAACGAGAUAGCGUCUCAGGAUUAUUUCUGAUUGUACAUAAGACUUAUUUGACCACCUCUUAUAUUUUUCCCCCCUUUAUACAAAUGAACGCGGAAUUUGGUAGAAUCGAUGAAUAAAUAUAUUUGACCCGGACAAUAAUAUAAAAAUACCCAUUUAAUUGACUCGUUGAAUUGAAAUUGAUGACAAGAAUAACCCAUUGAUCUGAACAAAAUCUUGACACUGAGACAAAACGGUGAGAAUUCAAUAGAGAUUGAUAUAGAAAUUGUCUGGCGCAAUUGUAAUAAUUGAAUUUAUUUUCAGUCGAUUUAUUUUCUCAAUUAUUUCCUCCUUAUUUUCUCAAUUCUGUAUGGCAAGUAAAUAUAUAAAGAAAUAUUGUACCCUAAGAAGAAGAAGAGAAAUGAGUAUUGAAUAAGAUUGCAUAGGAAGUAAAAAUUUUUAAUAAUGGAGCUUAUUAAAAAGAGAAGAAAAUUUUGAAAGUUAUUUUUACACACCAAUAGAAAUUGUGUUGAAGUUUAUGUAUUUUUAAUUGGCAUUCCUAAAAAAUAAAUACUAUGUAAAAAAAAAGUAAUAAAUUAAAGUGACUUAGAAAUAUAACAAAGGAAGUAAAUAAAUAGCACCAUGAUUUA
Messenger RNA from Phlebotomus argentipes, 2851 nucleotides. RefSeq names its product dual specificity mitogen-activated protein kinase kinase 4-like. Bases 203 to 1369 code for a protein of 388 amino acids. The transcript is spliced from 7 exons. The record is from RefSeq and is a predicted model, not a curated record. NCBI's taxonomy places the organism in Eukaryota, Metazoa, Arthropoda, Insecta, Diptera, Psychodidae. Gene Ontology annotation, molecular function: JUN kinase kinase activity; ATP binding. Gene Ontology annotation, biological process: MAPK cascade; protein phosphorylation.